Uloborus diversus is the source of this 5278-nucleotide messenger RNA. Its product is annotated as mitogen-activated protein kinase-binding protein 1-like. Gene Ontology annotation, molecular function: protein binding. NCBI's taxonomy places the organism in Eukaryota, Metazoa, Arthropoda, Arachnida, Araneae, Uloboridae. Gene Ontology annotation, biological process: regulation of mitotic cell cycle; mitotic spindle organization. Gene Ontology annotation, cellular component: mitotic spindle. The record is from RefSeq and is a predicted model, not a curated record. The transcript has 32 exons.
AUGGUAAACUUUCUCCUAGGACAACAAAGUGGUCACACCAAAUAUCCUUGCUUUUUGUGCCUGUGGGAUAGCAGAGGCAAAACACACCACUGGGUCAGAAAAGAGUGGCCUCAAAGAGAAAACAUGGACGUUGGGGAAAAGAAUGUCAUUAACAACCCCUUAGUUGCACGAGAAAAAAUCAUCUUUCAUCCACUGCAUAUCAAAAUGGACAAGUCAUCUCUGGGGCCAAGAAAGGUGCUUCGAGCGCCUGCUUUGAGAAGAGGCCGAGAAAUCAUUCCAAUAUCUGAUAGGGUGAAGCUUGAGAAGGUGCUAGGACUAACUGUGUCCUGCAAUGCAGCUUUUGACUGUGAUCCCAACAAUGGUAUUGUUGCUUAUCCUGCUGGGUGUGUUGUUGUUGUGUAUAAUAUUCGAAAAAACAAGCAAGGCCAUAUCCUUAGUAGCUCUAAAAAAACAAUCACCUCGCUCUCAUUUUCUUCAGAUGGCAAAUACUUGGCAACUGGAGAGUGUGGGCAUCAACCUCAUGUUAGAGUUUGGGAUGUUCAGGAGAGGAUACAGGUAGCAGAGUUUCAAGGUCAUAAGUAUGGGAUUAACUGUGUGGCUUUUUCUCCCAACCUAAAGUAUGUUGUUUCUGUUGGCUCUCAGCAUGACAUGAUUGUGAAUGUGUGGGACUGGAAAAGCAAUGUAAAAGUAGCCUCAAACAAAGUUUCAUGUAAGGUUAAAGCAUUAUCAUUUGCAUCAAAUGGAAAUUAUUUUGUUACUGUAGGAAAUAGACAUGUAAAGUUCUGGUAUCUGGAAUAUUCUCGCUCCACCAAAUAUAAAUUGGAACCUGUGCCAUUGAUGGGUCGAUCUGCUAUUUUGGGAGAUCAACGAAAUAAUUAUUUCUGUGAUGUAGCUUGUGGCAUAGGAGAUAUGGUAGAUAGUACUUAUGCUAUUACCAAAUCCGGUCUUCUUUGUGAAUUUAAUAGUCGUCGACUUCUAGACAAAUGGGUAGAAUUAAGAACAACUAGUGCCAACAGUAUUUCCGUAGGAGAAAAUUUAAUAAUUAUUGGGUGUGCUGAAGGUGUGAUAAGAUGUUUUAGUCCUUUUAAUCUAAAUUUUAUUUCUACACUGCCAAGACCUCAUCCUUUAGGAGUUGAUGUUGCUAAAGGUUUAGUUGGAAGCAAAUCUAUUGUAUCUCACCAAACCAAUGUUAAAUAUCCUGACACAAUAGCCAUUGCUUUAGAUGAGAUUAAUAAAAAGGUUACCUGUGUAUAUAAUGAUCAUAGUUUUUAUGUAUGGGACAUCAAGGACACAAAAAAAGUUGGAAAAUCUCAUUCAUUUAUGUACCACAGUGCUUGUAUUUGGGGAAUAGAGAUUUAUCCUGAACUGCCAGAAGGUUCCAAGUGCAUUCUUCCAAAGGAGACAUUUUUAACCUGUUCCAGUGAUGACACUAUUCGGUUUUGGAAUUUGGAACCAGUAAUCGAACAAGACACUUUGUACCAUAGAAAUAUUUAUAGUUCUGAAUUACUCAAAGUAUUGUACAUAGACCCUGAGCUUUCUUAUUUAUGUGAUACAGAUUUAAAUGCUAGUGGUAGUAAUGAUAAAGUUGACACAACCUAUGACGGCAAAAAUGGUGUCCGGUGCUUAAGGAUUGGUCCUGAUGGCAGACACUUAGCUUCAGGCGAUCGCUCUGGGAAUAUUCGCAUCCAUGAUUUAGAAUUUGUGGAAGAACUCUGCAAAAUAGAAGCUCAUGACUCUGAAGUUUUGUGCCUGGAGUAUUCAAAACCUGUUACUGUUGAUAGCGAAGAGAAAAGGUACCUUGCAUCUGCCAGUCGUGAUCGUCUUAUCCAUGUAUUUGAUGUCAAACAAGACUAUGCCUUCCAACAAACAUUAGAUGACCAUUCAUCUUCCAUUACAGCUGUUCGAUUUGUACAGAGUGAAAGCUUGCUUCAGAUGAUUUCUUGUGGUGCUGAUAAAUCUAUAAUAUUUAGAAAAGCUGCAUUUAAUCCACAGCUAUCUUUAAUUAGAGAACAUCAUGUGGUUGGUAAAACCACACUGUAUGAUAUGGAAGUUGAUGUACAACAACGGCAUAUUCUAACUGCUUGUCAAGAUCGAAACAUUCGAGUCUAUUCUGUGACAAAUGGAAAACAUGGUCGCUGUUUUAGAGGCUCUCAAGGAGAAGAUGGAACUCUAAUAAAGGUUGUGCUGGAUCCUUCUGGAACGUUUUUGGCAACUAGUUGUACAGAUAAGAGCUUAUAUUUAUAUGAUUAUAUCACUGGAGAAUGUUUAGCCACAAUGUUUGGUCAUUCAGAGCUUGUAACAGGACUGAAAUUUACAAACAAUGGAAGGCAUUUAAUCUCUGUGUCGGGUGAUGGAUGCAUUUUUCUCUGGCGAUUGCCAACAGAUGUUACCCAAACAAUGUUGAACAAGCAGCUGUCAGCGGAAAGCACUGGAGUGUCUAAUUUAUGGCAGGAUGUGAGAAAAAGCACUAUUGCCAUUACCAAACCUUUGCAACUCCUCGAGAAUACUACUAAUAGUAAAAUUACUGAGGAACCAGAUCUAGUCACUGCUAAUGCAGAAAUAGAAACUGCCCCACCUGGUUAUAGGUUCAGUGUUGGGCAGUUACCACUUUGGGCCAAAAAACAGAUGUUAGAAAAACUUCCUGAUCCAUCAAAUGCUAAUCAGAAUCUGCCACCCCCGAUUCCACCCCGUGGUAGAUGGGCACAACGAAUUGAUGGUCAAGGCUUGGUUGUUAGAUCCUAUUUAGAUUCCGAUUCUGUCAUUCCAUUUCCUAAUGUGCCAGGUAAGGGAAUAAAUAAACAGCAAAAAGAAAAAUAUUGAAAAUGAACUUGAACAAAUUACAAAAAUGGAAAAUUUGAAGUUUCUGAGCAAAGUAGAAAUGAAAUUUUAAAUGGAACUUGUAAUGAGGAAAUUAAUGGCAGAGUGACACUACGCCAUUCGUCAGAUUAUAACAGUUCUAGUAACAGAAGAGAAAAAGUCCGUCCCUUUUCUAAUUCAAGUAGUAUGAGAUUAGAAGAAAUAGAUGCUGAGGAUGAAAGAUCAGACUCUGAGAUCAGUGAAAUGAUUUUUUAUCCUGCUUCAGAAGAUGGAUCUGAUAUUGUUGAUGGGUCAUUCCAUGUUUGUGCAAGCAAUGAAGCCAAUGGCAAAGAAGGUGCUACCCAUUCUCAGAAGCCAAAACCAGAAAGACUUUUAAGUGAUGUACCAGUAAUUAGCACUCCAGAGCAUAAUGAAACAAACAGCGAUGAGGAAGAUGCAAGCACACCUGUUGACAGUGAUCGUUCAUUUCUCAGCUCCUUGUGUAUUAGUACGGAAAAUCUGGAAAGAUUGGGUCAGAGGGAAAAAUUCAUGAAAAGUACCUAUGAGAGCUUAGAAAAAACUGAUUCAAUUGAUUCUCAUGAUGCUGAUGAUAAAAGUCUAUAUCGUCAAAGUAUUUCUGCAAAAUUCCUUGCUGGUUCCCUUGUUCCUACUAAAAAAGCUCUUGUGAAUGGCAUUUCUAAGUCUCCAGGGAUUCCAGAAAGACAGAUAAAUACUCCUACGAAAAAAAGAGAACAAUUAUUGAAAGCUCUGAGUGAAGCUAGGAAAAAAUUAGAAACGGUUGGAUACAAAAGUGGCUUGAGUAGUAGCAAAAGUAUUGCAGAUUUACACAGUACGCCUGAUAGAGAAAUUUUUAAAACUCCAAAAUAUGGUACACCAGAUGCUGAUAUACGAAGAGCUUCUUCUAUGACUGAUCUCACAAUAAAUUCUCCCAACAAAAGGCGGUUGUUUUCAACUCCUGGGGAACAAAAUAAUGAAUCAGAUCUUGCUGCACCAUUGUGGAAUCAAAGCAAAAUAUAUCCUGUGGACACUUCGCCUCCACCUUCUCCAAAAAUAAAUAGCACUCACUCUGCUCAAAUCGGAUACCCAACUCCUAGAAAAACUGAAAAGACACUAUCUGAAACUAUGUCUCGUAGUAGUAGUGCACUUUCUCUUUAUCCUAAAACUGAAAAUUCAUCUUCAGCUCUACACAAAGCAUCCUCUGUUUUAUCUUUGGACAGAUCAUCACCUCAACGGUACUUAGCUGGAUCCGCCAUGUCAUUACUGUCAAAAAAUAUGUCCAAUACUCCUGGUCGUCCAAGUCUACCUUCAUUACCUUCCAGAUAUCAAACACCAAGCAUGGUGUCAACAGCACCUCUAGCAACUGAUUCUUCUUCAGACUCUUCCCCAACUGAAUCUCCUUCAGUAAAGAAUGGUCGUCCAAUCGCAUCUCCGAGACCUUUUGGCCCUCGGAACAGGUACUUUAGUUUGAGCGAAGCUUCUAAUCCUCCAGACUUAAAAGCACCAGUAUUACAGAACUCUAGUGAAGGUUUACAAAAGUUCCGACUAAAGUCACGCAGUGAAUGGGACCUCAAAAACAGUUUACUUGAUGAAAAUAUUAAAACCAAAGACUCCUCCCAAAGUAGCCGAUAUCUAUCCUAUUCACCUCGUAAGAACAUGCGCCCCUUAAAAUUACAUCAUUCUUCUUCAUCUGGAACGCUAUCUUCAUCAGAUAAUUUACGUCGCUCUUAUAGUGGAAAAGACUUAGCAGCUUCUGAACAGUUUCCUUUUUUAGCUUGGGACCCUGCUUCUGUUCCUUUGACACCAGAAGUAUGUGAAAACAUUGCUGAAAAUUUAUCUCGAGUAACAUCAUUUGCCAUGCAAGUGUUCCAAAGGGUCACAUUAACUACUGAUCUUCCAAGCGAGGAGAAAUCAGCAAUGACAAGUACUCUUGCUCAAGGUGUUUGGCAAGCUCAACAGACUCUCCGGCCAGCCAUCCCUCCCAUGAACCCACUGCCUUAUCCCAUGGAUAGCGUGAAUGACUUUAACUCCCGGAGACUUCCGGGUCUCCAUUUCUCUCAUUCAAAUGGGGAUAUUGGUGACUCAACCCAACCUAAAUAUUCCAAAUGGCCUUUCCAAUCUGGUCCUUCACAGCCCCAGCCCGAUAUCACUAUGGCACUCCUCCAACAAUAUUCAGAUAAACUGCUAAGCAUUGUGGAGCAGAAGAUGUCAAGUAGUCAAGAAAAGCCAAAUAAUUAAGUUUUAAAUUGUUUGUAUUAUAGUCUGAGAAUGCCUGAAACUUGGGUGUGAUAUAUGUGUGAUUUAGCUUUCUGUUGUAGAUUAUAUAUUUUAAUUUUUAUAUGUAAAUAGCAUAUUUCCCGUACCAAAAGAGUUUUCAUCUUCCCUUGAGAGAGAUCCCCUGUGCAACUCCUUAAAAAAGACUACGUAAAUUGGUUAUUUCUUUGCAGUCAGCUGUUUUAGUCAU